Molecule: messenger RNA, 1016 nt
Organism: Rhipicephalus microplus (southern cattle tick)
Lineage: Eukaryota; Metazoa; Arthropoda; Arachnida; Ixodida; Ixodidae
Product: BEN domain-containing protein 5-like
Biological process (GO): negative regulation of DNA-templated transcription
Molecular function (GO): DNA binding
Source: RefSeq, a predicted model, not a curated record
GUUCCGCACGCAGUUAUUGGUAUUGCCCAGUCUUGCCGCUAGGAGUUGUUAUGGUGUUAUUUUUAAUGGACACGACACGUGCGCGACACGCGACUGCUACAUUUUUUUCAGAGAUUGGUGUGUGUGUGAUGCCAUUUAAGGCUUUGUUAAAUCAUCAGUACUACCAUGUACGCUGUUGUUCGUUUCCUGGACGAUCACGACAAACGGUUACACGUCAUUCACGUGCAUGACAUCGAGAAGUUUGAUCCCAAAGACACCAGCGACUACGACAACCGCUUUGUUUACAGCGCGUACUGGCGAGACCCCGUGGAUGACACAAACACUGGUUUGUACAACACGCAAGUCUUGAUGCUGGCAGAAAGCGAAGAUGACGCCCGCGCGAAAAUGCGGGCCAAGAGGUUGGUGAUACCAAAAAUACCUAUGCAAGAAACGACGUCAGAUGAUGAUCCUGAUGAGCUCGUGGAGUCCCAAACAAAAAGAAAAAAGGCUGAAAGAAAGAAACAAAAGAACGACAGAGCAAAUGCUAAAAAAAACAUGUAUGACGAAAUUCUUAAAAAGAAUCUGGAAAAAGCGCACUCUGGGCGUAAACCUAGAGCACAGCCAAGGAAAGGGACAGACACUCCGUCGGACAGCGGGUCCUCCGAUAGUGAUGAAUUGUGCCCAAAAAGUGAAAUUCUUCAAAUGAAGAAGAAGAAAGACGUGUGGAAGGCGAGAACGAAGGCGCUGGUGGUUAAAGAGCUUGAGAAGGACAGAGACAUGUGGAAAUUGCGUGCUGAGGAGCUGCAGCACGACAACCAGUUUCUAAAGCAGCAGGUUGCAAGCCUGCAGAGAUCCCUUGAAAGCAAGCUUUUCAAGCUUGCAGUAGAACAAGACCGGGUGCCUUGCAGUCGGGGCAUGUUGUCAGCACAUUCUGAGACAGAUGAAGGAGAAAGCUUCGUCGGAAGUGAGUACUUUGCUUCUUUUAUAAUACUUCCCUGCAUUUCAAAACUGGAGUGACAGUUACUGUCACUAUAUCU